Mastomys coucha (southern multimammate mouse) is the source of this 3752-nucleotide messenger RNA. RefSeq names its product tripartite motif containing 9 (gene Trim9). The record is from RefSeq and is a predicted model, not a curated record. The transcript has 14 exons. Bases 445 to 2865 code for a protein of 806 amino acids. Gene Ontology annotation, molecular function: protein binding; zinc ion binding. NCBI's taxonomy places the organism in Eukaryota, Metazoa, Chordata, Mammalia, Rodentia, Muridae.
UGGGAAAGGAUGAAUCAUCCCGCCCCACUUCUCCCUCUCGGCUUGCGCCAGCCCCCUCCCAAAAUCCCGCCGCAGCAAGCAGGCGAAGCCGCUGCUCCAGCUCCGACUCACUGAGCCCCCUGCGGCCUGCGGAGGAGAGGAGACGGACAGGGCGGGAGACCAAUGAGAACGCAGCUCUCACGGCCGCCGUCCGAUGAGCCUCUGCUCCCUGGCGGGGCGGGGAUAGCGGUGGGAAGGGGGCGGGCCCGGGCUGGCGCGCAGCGCGGAGGCUCGGCGGCUCACUGGGAGAGCGCGUCCUGGGGAGUCGGCGCCUAGGCGACGCGGGAAGGCGCCACCACCGCCGCCGCUGGCCAAGGUGCUGGACACCACAGGCCCAUCGGCUGCUUCGCCAGAUCAGGCCCCUUCCGCUGCAGCCGCUGCUGCCUCGCUUCCAGCCAGGUCCCCAUGGAAGAGAUGGAAGAAGAGUUAAAAUGCCCUGUGUGUGGCUCCUUCUAUCGGGAGCCCAUCAUCUUGCCCUGCUCUCACAAUUUAUGUCAGGCGUGCGCCCGCAACAUCCUGGUGCAGACCCCGGAAUCCGAGUCCCCCCAGAGCCGCCGGGCCUCGGGCUCUGGGGUUUCCGACUAUGAUUAUCUGGACCUGGACAAGAUGAGCCUGUACAGCGAGGCGGACAGCGGCUAUGGCUCCUACGGAGGUUUCGCCAGCGCCCCCACUACCCCGUGCCAGAAGUCGCCCAACGGCGUCCGCGUCUUCCCCCCUGCUAUGCCGCCACCGCCCACCCACCUGUCACCGGCUUUGGCUCCUGUGCCCCGCAACUCCUGCAUCACCUGCCCCCAGUGCCACCGCAGUCUCAUUCUGGAUGACCGGGGGCUUCGCGGCUUCCCCAAGAAUCGCGUCCUGGAAGGGGUCAUCGACCGCUACCAACAGAGCAAAGCCGCGGCCCUCAAGUGCCAGCUCUGCGAGAAGGCGCCCAAGGAAGCCACGGUCAUGUGUGAACAGUGCGACGUCUUCUACUGCGACCCUUGCCGUCUACGCUGCCACCCACCCCGGGGUCCCCUAGCCAAACACCGUCUGGUGCCCCCGGCCCAGGGCCGCGUAAGCCGGCGGCUGAGCCCGCGCAAGGUCUCCACCUGCACAGACCAUGAGCUGGAGAACCACAGCAUGUACUGCGUGCAAUGCAAGAUGCCGGUGUGCUACCAGUGCCUGGAGGAGGGCAAACACUCCAGCCACGAAGUCAAGGCUUUGGGGGCUAUGUGGAAAUUGCACAAGAGCCAGCUUUCCCAGGCGCUAAAUGGAUUGUCAGAUAGGGCCAAGGAAGCCAAGGAGUUCCUGGUGCAACUCCGCACCAUGGUGCAACAAAUCCAGGAAAACAGUGUGGAGUUUGAGGCCUGCCUGGUAGCCCAGUGUGAUGCUCUCAUUGAUGCCCUAAACCGAAGGAAGGCUCAGCUGCUGGCCCGGGUCAACAAGGAACAUGAACACAAGCUGAAGGUGGUUCGGGACCAGAUCUCUCAUUGCACAGUGAAGCUGCGCCAGACCACGGGUCUCAUGGAGUACUGCUUGGAAGUGAUUAAGGAGAACGACCCCAGUGGCUUUCUGCAGAUUUCGGAUGCUCUCAUAAGGCGAGUUCACUUAACUGAGGACCAGUGGGGGAAAGGCACGCUCACUCCUAGGAUGACCACGGACUUUGACCUGAGCCUGGACAACAGCCCUCUGCUGCAGUCUAUUCACCAGCUGGACUUCGUGCAAGUGAAAGCUUCCUCUCCAGUCCCAGCAACUCCCAUCCUACAACUGGAGGAGUGUUGCACCCACAACAACAGUGCUACACUGUCCUGGAAACAGCCCCCUCUGUCCACUGUGGCCGCCGAUGGAUACAUUCUGGAGCUGGAUGAUGGCAGUGGUGGUCAGUUCCGGGAAGUGUAUGUUGGAAAAGAAACAAUGUGCACAGUGGACGGUCUUCACUUCAACAGCACGUACAACGCUCGAGUUAAGGCCUUCAACAAAACAGGAGUCAGCCCCUACAGCAAGACACUGGUCCUCCAGACGUCUGAGGCAGCGGGAGCCCAUGAGACAAAACCUAUAAAGGACACAGACUCAGAAGAACAGACCCUCCCUUUUCCAGUGCCUUCGGAAAGAUUGCCGCUCCGUAGAAUGAGUCCUUUCUCCUCCACCCUUAAUCUACAACCCAGCUUCCCCGGGAGAUCCUACUUUGACUUCCGGUCCUCACCCCACCAGCUGAGCUUGCAUUCUUCUUUACAGUCUCUCAAUGCACCGGGCUGCAAUUUUGAGACACAAUCUGCAUCAUACUCUCAAUUAGUUGACAUUAAAAAGCUGUUGGCAGUGGCUUGGUUUGCUUUUGACCCCGGCUCGGCACACUCCGACAUCAUCUUCUCCAAUGACAACUUGACAGUGACGUGCAGUAGCUACGAUGACCGGGUGGUGCUGGGGAAAACCGGCUUCUCCAAGGGCGUCCACUACUGGGAGCUGACCAUAGAUCGCUAUGACAACCACCCUGAUCCAGCAUUUGGCGUGGCUCGCAUCGAUGUGAUGAAGGAUAUGAUGUUAGGGAAGGACGACAAAGCUUGGGCAAUGUAUGUGGACAAUAACCGGAGCUGGUUCAUGCACAACAACUCGCACACCAACAGAACUGAAGGAGGGAUCACAAAAGGGGCCACCAUCGGGGUCCUCCUCGACUUAAACAGAAAGACAUUAACCUUUUUCGUCAACAAUGAACAGCAAGGCCCCAUAGCGUUUGAGAAUGUGGAGGGCCUGUUCUUUCCUGCUGUCAGCCUGAACAGGAAUGUGCAGGUCACGCUUCACACCGGGCUUCCAGUCCCCGACUUCUACUCCAGCCGAGCUUCCAUAGCCUAAGCGUGUGCUGUGGAGGCGCUAGCUGUCCCUGAGAAGGACAGCCCGGAGCCAGCAUCCUCAGCGGACACAGAGUCAUAGAAGAAUGAGAACAGCUGGUCCUCACCCAUCUUCAACCUUAAAAGCUCCGCCCUUUCCCAUCAGUCUCUCCGCAUCACUGAACCCAGGCCCCCUUUCCUCUCCCAGAAACUCUACCGCACAGAGGAGCUCGGCAGCCCACCUCUCCUUUGUUCCCGCUUCCACGUGUUGUUUUCCUUUAAUUUAGUGGCGUUUUUUGUUGUUGUCGUUUGUUUUCGUUUUUAUGUAGGUUGAAUUAAUUUUGACUCUUUUCUGAUUAUGUUUUGGUGACUUAUCUACCUACCUGGCACUGCCAAAAGAAACUCUCCUGGACACUUCUUUUUCUUAAGCUUUUGGACAAGCAAAGAUAUUCUAGGAGAGCAGGUAGGAAAGAAGCCGAAUUUAGAGUUUGCCAUUUGACUCCUAGAGUGUUCUUGCCCUGAUUCUUGUCAAGCUAUGUUAGCUCUUUGUGGCUUCUUCUUGGGAGGUGGGCAGACUGCACUUGGCAUCCAGAAGUCUGACUACACCCUGAAGCACAAAUACAUCAGCUCCACUGGCUCACGGCAGGGUAAGGACCUUUCAGAUAGGCUCUAGGCACUGGGGAGACCAGGAGACUCAAUGAUUUGAUUCCUUUGACUAAUACAAGUUUUUAAUUAAGAAGUACUAUGGACCAGGAUGCUGUGUUCGUGAACAGCCUGUCUUCCCGGAACCUAUAUUCUUGUGUAAUAAAGCAACAAAUAACUUCAAGUUGUUCUAAGUAAGGAAACACGUCAGAGAAGGUGUCACUGACCAACCCUGAGAUUGAUGCUGAACCCAUACUCUGGCUAUUACAC